Messenger RNA from Porites evermanni, 950 nucleotides. Lineage: Eukaryota; Metazoa; Cnidaria; Anthozoa; Scleractinia; Poritidae. The record is from the annotation of a GenBank genome assembly.
AUGGAACAAAAUAAGGACAGAUUUUUGAAUUAUUACGGCGGUCAAACCGCAAGGUAAGCAAUGUAUUACGUCUCCACUUCAUUCCACUCACACUUUUUUUUUAUCCGGAUAAAACAGAUUAUUCAUUUGUUUUCCGUUUUUUUUUUCAGGCAAGAUCCACAGCAACAAUAUUCGCGAAUGUCUGCGACGUAUUUCCCUUACUACCCGCAACCUCAAUAUGCUGUGCUGCCGUUCUGUGGCUCUCAAUUGCAAGGAGCGCAAGAAAUUCACUCAUCUUCAGUACGACGCCAUUCUGAUCUGCCUGGCUCGCAAUUGCAAGAGAACAGCCACAGCAGCAGUGGCAGCACUGGUCCAAAGAAGAAAAAUCGUUGGACAGACACUGAAGAAAAGAUCUUGGUGGAGCUGUUUGGAGAAAAUGAAGAUAAGCUGCGAUACAAAGCCUUUAGCUCCCCUGAAUGGCUGUCAAUUGCUCGCCAGCUGCACUCGCGGUGCAAGGAACAAAACGUAGACAGCGACAAAACGCCACAACAGUGCAAGAACAAAUUGGCAAAUUUGACAAAGAAGUAUAAAAACACCAAAGACAAGCUUCGGUCGACAGGAUACGGCAGAGGGGGCGAUGUGCCGUCCGACAAUGAAAGUGAAGAAANCCACAACAGUGCAAGAACAAAUUGGCAAAUUUGACAAAGAAGUAUAAAAACACCAAAGACAAGCUUCGGUCGACAGGAUACGGCAGAGGGGGCGAUGUGCCGUCCGACAAUGAAAGUGAAGAAAGUGAGGACAUCAUACCGAAACAUUUCAACGAUAUGGAUGAAAUUCUCGGUAAAAGGGAAUCCAUCAACCCACGCCACGUGCUCGAAAGCUCUCACUUCCCCGAUAGCGAGUUACCGGAAAUGUCGGAACUCGAAGGCCAUAUCCUCGAGAACGAUGCCCUAGAUGAGGAUAUCUGCUGA